Cadophora gregata is the source of this 2715-nucleotide messenger RNA. RefSeq lists its product as uncharacterized. The transcript has 4 exons. Gene Ontology annotation, molecular function: catalytic activity; carbohydrate binding. NCBI's taxonomy places the organism in Eukaryota, Fungi, Ascomycota, Leotiomycetes, Helotiales, Ploettnerulaceae. Bases 605 to 2356 code for a protein of 583 amino acids. Gene Ontology annotation, biological process: carbohydrate metabolic process. The record is from RefSeq and is a predicted model, not a curated record.
CUUCCCGCCAAAGACACUCGGACCUCAGUUCCACAUGGAAAGCUUAAAUUACGGUCAUUAUUUGCUUUGUGAAGCGGGGAGAUAAAACGCAAAUGAGAGUUCACCCUCCUUUCUUUCUACCUUAACCAAGAUCUGAGAGUGGACACGAGGAAGCGAGUGGAGAUAUGAGAGACCCCAACACCACAGAAACUAGCGCAUCCCUUGGAAACAACACAUUUCUGCCCCGCGAAAGCAUACAAACAGCACGUCUUCGUCCAGUCACAAACAAUCAUUCUUCACAUCAAAUCAUCACCUUCCAUACCUAGUACUCACACAAUGUCAAUCAGCCGCAAAUGCAAAUCUUCCGCCUCGUCAUCCCCCGGCACACAUCCCACCGAACAAUGUCUACCCCUCCGGAAGAUCUUGGCACCUUCUCCAGACAACAACCCGCAAUCUAUACCGAACAUCCACCUCUCCACUGCAAUCCAAUUAAGCUUUCCCCAUAAUUUCUUCGUUAUUACAGGCCAUAAUAAGAUACAAUAUAUUAUUCAACAGCCAUGCAUCCAUCGUUCCAAAAGUCGAUUUUCAUCCCGUCUUAUUCUUGGUUUUCGCCUUACCGUGAAUAAUGUUGCUCUUCCUCUUCCUCCUGGGUAUUCUCCGCCUCGCUUCGGCUGCUGGCCCCUUUUUCACAUCUCUCAGUGAAAUUUUCACAUCUCUCAGUGAAAAUCAACACGUGCUAGGAAACGAUAUCUGGAACAUCACAGUCGGAACCAGAUACGGCACAAAACUCUACUACAAAGGAAGAGAUCUCGUCGGAAACGCAGCAGGACAUUAUGUGAGCCACAGCGGCGGAUCGUCUCUCGACUGGACAUCCGCAAAAAUAUUCUCUCAGAACGAACAAUUCCUAGAUGUAGUCUUCGAGUCUCCGCUUGGAGAUUUCCACUGGGUUAUCUUUCCGGAUUUGGCGGGCGCGUAUCAGUAUUUCGUCAAUAAAGCUCUACCGACGCUUGGCGAAUUUAGGACGUUGUUCAGGCUUGAUAAUACGACUUUUGUGAAUGGGAAGACGGCUGUGAAGGAAGGUGCACUUCCCACCCUCGCCGAAAUCGCCACUGGCACAAAAGUAGGAGACGAAACCUGGCAGCUCCCAUCCGGAUCCUACAUAACCAAAUACGACUGGUCGUCUUUUAUACGGCCCACCUCUCACUCCCAAUCUAACGACAUCUCCACCAAUUUCCACGGGGUGUACGGCCCUGGUUUUGGAAGCUGGUUCAUCACGCCUGGGAAAGAUGAGUAUAAUGGCGAUCAGCUGAAGCAGGAAUUGUUAUUGCAUAGGGAGAGUAGGACGGGAGAGGUGGUAUUGCUGAAUAUGUUACAUGGGACGCACUUUCAGGCGAGUAGUAAUGAUGUUUUUGAGGUGGGGAAGACGUGGGGGCCUUGGCUGUGGUAUUUGAACGACGGUUCCAUCCCCGACGCCACCCACCGCACCACUGUCGAAUCCUCCACCUGGCCCUACCCCUGGUUCACCACCUCCCCCUCCUACCAAUCCCGCGGCUCCCUCUCCGGCACCCUCCACCUCUCAACCGGCUCUCCCGCCUCGAACGCAGCCAUCUUCCUCGGCGACAACCAUUCCAACCUCUCGACCCUCGACCAAGGCUCCAAAAACUACUACACCACAUUCACCUCCCCCUCCGGCACCUUCUCCAUCCCCAACAUCCGAUCUGGAUCCUACGCCCUCUCCGCCUGGUCGAAUGGCGCCCCGAUAGGUGGUGUGAGUACCGUGUUUGUGAAGAACGAUGUUGUUAUUACGGCUGGGAAGGAGACGAGUCUGGGAGAGAUGGUGUGGAAGACGCAGGGAAGAGAGGAGAUCUGGAGGAUUGGAGAGAUGGAUAGGAAGGCUUUGGGGUUUGGGUUUGGCGGGGCGGAGAGGCAGCAUGGGUUGAGUGAUAAGUGUGCUGCGAACUUCACGUUCACGAUUGGGAGGUCGAGGGUGGAGGAGUGGUGUUAUGCGCAAUCUUCUCUUGGGGCUUGGACUGUGAAGUUCACUCUUCCUAGGGUUGGAGGAGGAGGGGCUGCGAAUUCAAUCACAUUGCCAGCGGCUGUACUAUCCGUCAGUCUCGCGGGCUACUCGAGAGGUGUGGAUAGUCAGAUAAGUGUCAAUGGUGUGGGUGUGGGGAGUAUGUUGAGUAAAGAUAUACCGAACGAUCCUGCGAUGUAUCGGAGCGGGACGACGGCUGGGGAGUGGCAUUACUUUGAGUUUGGGGUGCCGGAGGGGGUGUUGAAGGGUGGUGGAGAGGGGAAUGAGGUUGUGUUUAGGGUGAUGAAGGGGUCGAGGUGGGGUGGGUUCAUGUGGGAUGCUGUGAUGUUGGAAUGGGCUUGAGAGGAGGAGGCUAGCCGACGUGUUGAGCAAGAAGGCAAGCAAUUUUUAGAAUGAUAGGCAAUAGCCGAUUCCUUGCACACAUAUUUUAUUUGAUAUGUCCGCCACGAUUCGAACUAAACAGGAUCUUUUGCUCGCAGGAGCUUAUUUAGAAUUCGGUAACCGCAGUCCUUUUGUAUCUCGGGUAAGAACUACUGCUCCAGGAUCGACUUGAGACUUUCUCGUGCAAGAUCUUGGGGAUCUGGAAGGAGAGGAAAGAAAUGCAGUUAGCAAGUUCUUUGGAAAUAUGGUAGCGUUAAUUUUCGUUAUUGUUAGCUUGAUUUUACCACACCUGAAAGGAAAACCUGGCUGAGUCUAUCCCA